Messenger RNA from Pelobates fuscus (common spadefoot toad), 699 nucleotides. RefSeq names its product leukemia inhibitory factor receptor-like. Gene Ontology annotation, molecular function: protein binding; cytokine receptor activity. The record is from RefSeq and is a predicted model, not a curated record. Gene Ontology annotation, cellular component: membrane. Bases 1 to 699 code for a protein of 232 amino acids. NCBI's taxonomy places the organism in Eukaryota, Metazoa, Chordata, Amphibia, Anura, Pelobatidae. The transcript is spliced from 5 exons.
AUGCGGACCGCUCUUCAUUAUUAUGUAACCCUGUUGCCCUCUCUACAGUAUGAACAAUCGGAUGAAGUCUCGUACGUCCUCAAUAUCACGCGAUUGCCGGACAGCUGCCAAAAUAGUCCUCAGUUGUAUGAAUUGAUGGACUCCCAGUUCCAUAUAAACCUAUCUCUGGCAUUUUACGAAAUCACUGUAUACGCUAAAAAUAAAGCUGGACCUUCACCAUCAUCUAGUACUUUGGUUCCAUUACUCUCUGCACCAGAAUUAGAAGGCAAACUAUUUGCUACAGUUCAAGAUGGUAACAUUCUACUUACAUGGAGUCCACGCUUCCAAUGUGACUUUUUUAUAGUGAAUUGGGGUACGAACAGUUCAAAAAUGGAAACAAAGACAUUUAUGGAGAAAAUGGAAAAUGUGACACUUACAGGAGACUUUGAAAACAUGAAGAAAUACACAAUAAUGAUUCACCUGUAUCCCGAGUAUUGUGAAUGUGAUGAAUUUACCAAUGAAAACACUUUUGGAAUAACCUAUAACUACGCUGAAGAAAGUGUUCCAAUAGCCGCUCCAGGAAGCAUUGUUAUCAAAAACAUUACCAAGGAGUCUGCGCAUAUAUCUUGGGAAGAAAUCCAGGAGGAGAAUUGUUUGGGUUUCUUGGUGGGCUACGUUAUUCAUUACAAAGAUAUAUUACAGAACACAACUCUAUACUAG